Messenger RNA from Necator americanus (New World hookworm), 1200 nucleotides. RefSeq lists its product as uncharacterized. NCBI's taxonomy places the organism in Eukaryota, Metazoa, Nematoda, Chromadorea, Rhabditida, Ancylostomatidae. The transcript is spliced from 9 exons. The record is from RefSeq and is a predicted model, not a curated record. Bases 1 to 1200 code for a protein of 399 amino acids.
AUGGCUGCUGCCAACUUGCUGAUUCUUCGUUACUUCACUCUGAUUACUACUUGGCUACAGCUUGCAUUGAAGCCCAAGGAAGAAUUUGACGAAUGGCUCACUGAUGGUACGAUUAUAACAACCUGGUGGAGUUUGGCUCAACGCCGUCGAGAUGCGCCUUUGUACGAUUGCGGGAUCGCAGAGGACUCAAACUCUGGAUCAAUGCGUGGAAACGUAGAUGAAUUCGAGGAUGCGCUUGAAUACAGCGAAGGAUUCGCAGAAAACACCAUUUAUGAAAUGCAGAACAGUACGUCCUAUAAUCGAAAUAGACUCCAGUCAGUAUAUGCGUCCGGGUGCUUCGUUGCCACUUCUCAAGCUGACAGUGAGAGGUCUUUUCUACCGUCAUACGUCAGCAUUCCGACGGAAUUCUCUGCUUCACGUCGUGAUCGCCUUAACGCGCUAAGGUGUAGGAUGCGGGAGGAGUUUGGCGCCAAGGAUGCGACAUUCUCAUCACCAACUACAGUUGAUUGGGAUUCUUUGAGCAUCGCAAGCGAAGGAACUAGCCUUCAUUCAUGGCAUCGUCGUGUUCUUGCCGAAACACAAACUAUAAUUGUCCAUCCUUCUGACAGCAUGAGUACUAAAGCUGGACUUCCCUUCCCAUCUUCGCUCCUGUUCUCGGACACCCGCAAGACAGCUGGACAUCAUGAGACAGAUUCCUCUACGUGGGCCACUAUGCAUCCCACAUCUACUGUUCACACUACACUAUUGUCGACAAUAUCGUCUGCUGGUCCUCCACCUAAUCAUCCCCCACCACCAUUACCACCGGUGGAAUCGGAACGAUACAUGAACACCGAUUUUCGUUCUCCACCUCCACUUCCGCCCAGGAAUCGUGCCGUUCGAUUGUUGGGAUCUGUUGUCGCUGGUUCUUUGUCAAAUUCUUCAGAAGACAAAAACAGAAAAGAGUCUCCUGAUUCCGGAGGAAAGCCUGGUACGGUAGCGCCAGGUAGGACGGGGUUGCAGGAGUCAUGUAGGCUACCAAAACGGAAAAGGACUAGGAUGGCGAUCUGUACUUAUAACGCACGUACGCUUGCAUCGGAAGCGGCCAUCGAAGAUCUGAUGAUGCAAGCCAAGAAGAUCAAGUACGACGUCAUCGGACUGACCGAGACGAGACGACGUCACCCUCUCAACGCCGUAUAUGAAACUGGAGAAGAACUGUUCUAA